Molecule: messenger RNA, 1561 nt
Organism: Mytilinidion resinicola
Lineage: Eukaryota; Fungi; Ascomycota; Dothideomycetes; Mytilinidiales; Mytilinidiaceae
Exons: 1
Coding region: 77-1099 (340 amino acids)
Source: RefSeq, a predicted model, not a curated record
CGGAUCUUGCUUAGCUCUGCUAAACCAAGCGUUGCGUGACCCGGUAGAAGCAAAGAAAGAUGCAACGAUAGGAGCUAUGUCCAUCAUAGCGCUAUACGAACUCAUAGUGUCCGAGGAACUUAUGGGCCUAUGGGAUUGCCACUAUAAUGGUCGUCUCCUUCUUCUGAAGAUUCGAGGGCCCAGCCAGUUGAAAACAAUCCGGGGCCAGAACCUUUACCGCAGUACAUACUUCCAAAUGGUAAUGCCAUUUCCAUUCCUGCAUCUAAGCAAGCCCUCUGUUCAUAGUGUACCUCUGACUCCUUUGCAGCAACUAGCGUACCUAGGGAAGUACUGGUUUCCUCCAGUUAAUUUCAGCUUUCCUGAAGAGCUCGCCACCGGCUCCCCCGAUCGGACCAUCACUAAAAUCGUGGAUAGAGCUGCAAAGACUUGCUUUACUGGUAUUGCAAUGCUUCGUGAUCAUACGAAAACACCUGAACCUUCACGGUUGCGAGUGCUGUUGCAAGAAGUUUGGGAAAUCGACGCAAUGUUGCUUCAAUGGAGACAUGAUACUUCCCUCGAAUGGACGUACCAAUCUGUGUUCGUUCCUCAAAAAAGUCAUUGGGCCUUGCCAAUAGCAUUCCCUAGCUGGCUGGACGAAUUCCACGUAUACCCACUCUGCGGCCACCGGACAGCGUUGAUCUGGAACCUUUUCAGGGGAACUCGAAUUCUCAUACACCAUCUUGCCAUUUGCAUAAUCCUGUAUUUUGAAGCUUUCGUUUUCGAUGACCGCGUUUCUUCCCAAGCGACUCACCGAGACAUUAUACGUACAUAUUCGGAUGAGAUUUGUGCAAGCGUCCCAUUCUGCCUCGGCCAGAUUGAUUCCAACGGUAUCGUCAAGAACCCGCAACCCAAGCCCCUCGGAGGUUAUUGGCUCUUGUGGCCUUUGCACCUGGUGAGGACAAGAUGUCCGGACGACAGUAAAAAGGUGUCAUUCAUUGACGGUGUACUGUCUUUCAUGAACGACAGUCUUGGAAUCAGUCAUGGACGAAGGAUACUGGACUUCAGGAUGGCAAUACCUCCUUCGGCAAUUCCAAUAUCUCGACAAAUUGAUUGGAAAUGAUCUAUGAGAUUUCCCUUACAUCAAGGCCCUCUGUAAUCCUGUCCUUAUCCGGAUCUACGAUAUUUUCUAUAGAUGAAUAUGGAACCUUCCAGUAGCGUAAGUAUGAGCUCCAUUCUCUUUCACAGCGAAAGAUAUCUACAUCCAGAUCGAUUUGCAACAUUGCUAACGCUCAUUGCCCAAUAGGGUUCAAAUUCCAACUCCGUACACCUCACCGACCGAGAAGGACUAGACUCCAUAUACCAACGCUUCAGUGCACCUGUUCCUGCAUCCAGAAACGAAUAUGUCCUCCAUAUACAGCCACGUUUUGUGAGAAGUCCCCUUCAGGCCCCUACACCAUGGUAUUCGUAAUCAUGCGGGCCGUUUGACUGUCUGUUGUACGCAAUUGGCUGUGCGUUGUUGUAGGCAGGUGGUGCAAUCAAAGGCAUCAUCCCAUCACCAUCACGUCCUUUUACCCCCUCCUGG